Toxoplasma gondii ME49 is the source of this 2231-nucleotide messenger RNA. RefSeq lists its product as hypothetical. Gene Ontology annotation, biological process: vesicle fusion; endoplasmic reticulum to Golgi vesicle-mediated transport. The coding region runs from base 841 to 1863 and encodes 340 amino acids. Gene Ontology annotation, molecular function: SNAP receptor activity. Gene Ontology annotation, cellular component: Golgi membrane; SNARE complex; Golgi medial cisterna. The transcript has a single exon. The record is from RefSeq and is a predicted model, not a curated record. NCBI's taxonomy places the organism in Eukaryota, Apicomplexa, Conoidasida, Eucoccidiorida, Sarcocystidae.
ACUUGCUUUGUAUGUCAAAUCGAUCCUGCUCUUUCCUGUCAACUUGAAAGUUCGGCUGCAACUCUCGCCCUUGCACGGUUCGAGCAUGUUUCCUUGGUUGCUUUCCGGGUCUUUCCGCCGUCGUGUGUUAGCAGCUGUGGUGGCCACGGGACGGUAGUUCUUGAUUGCGUUUCUAAGACGGCACUCUUUAGCUAGCUUUUUUUAUUUUUCCAGCUGCUCUUGGCAUCCGUCAGACACGGGCUCGUUAGUGUCGCCGUCAUUUGCAGUUCCACUCCAACUGUCAGCGUCGGGCGGCUCUAUAUGUCAAUUUUCAUGGGAGAGACACGGAAGCGCUUGCUCGCGGACUCUGGAACUGUAAAGUUUUCGCUUUAAGACUACACAAACGCCACACAAAGCCCGCCGUUCGUUGACGAGUUCUUGUCUCAUGGUCAUUUCUCUCGGUGAGGCUCAACAGUCCGGGUCACCUCCGCGAUGCAGAGCUGUCUGUACACCUGGAAUCUGGAUCGGUCGUACGAAAGAGGCUGGCGCUACUCACUCUGCGUGGCGCAAAACAGUGGUACUGCGGACCAAAUUUGGACGCUUCGCUUCUGAGAUUUUCGUCUUGGCCGCGGAAGAAGGCCCAAAUCCUUUCACGCGGGGGGCCUAAUGUAAAUGCGGUCCCGUCAAUUUUUCCGGUCCGUUCGUCCGGUGUUUCCCCUCAGGAGGCAAACCCGUUGCUGACGCGGCACUCGUGCGGCUUCCGUGUAGAUUUUUGCCUUCCUUCCAGGCCUGAUUUCAGCCUUUCUCCGGUCCUCAAUCUUAUCUCUGCUUCCCCCAGCCAGCUCCCCUCUCUUCCCGAGAAUGGCCUCGCGGCCUGUCUUCCCGGCAGCGCGGGAAGAAGGCGCGUCACGGGACCCCGGUCUGGUGUCAUGCCGAGAGGUACCGUCCCGGCGCAGUUUGCCUCUGUCGUCUCCGAUGGAGUCGAAUGGCGCAGUUCUUGCGGUUGCCUCUCCCACGUCGGAAAGUUCGUUUCCUUCCUCUUGUCCCUCCCUGAGAAAAGCUACGCCUCCUCGGCUUCCCUUGUCUCAAGCUCCGCUGCACCUUCCCAGUCCGUCGGCGUCGUCUUCAGGCUUGUCGACGAGGGCUACGUUCCGUCAGCUUCUCGCGCAAGUGGAGCAGCAGCUGGGGUCUUUGACGGAGUUGAGCUGCAGCGUCCGCGCGCAUGGAUUCGGGACUUCUUCCUCCUUGUCUCUGGAGGAGACGCGAGAGACCUUCGACACGCUUCGAAGUGACACCCUUUCCUCCCUCGAGCGGGCGAACCGUCUCCUCCACCAGCUUCGAAUCUCCUCUGCCUCUGCUUCCGGGUCGAGUUCCGCGCCGGUCUGUUCCCCCGCCCAACUCCGGCAUUUUUCCGACCUUCUCCUCUCUCUGAAAGCCGAGUGCGCGUCGGCUUGUGAGACGAUUGCUCUGGCCCUUGACCGCGCGGCGCUGCUGCAUGCAACCAGCGCCGAAACGCGCAGCGACUUUUCCGACGGGGAUCGAGGCGAAGAUAAAGACGACGAAGCCGCCGCAGCUGUGUUCUACGCGAGAGAGGCAGGGAGCUUGCGAGAGAGCAGCCGGAUGCUUUCGUCGAUCCUGCAGGCGGGGUCGAGUGCCCUCUACGCGUUGCGGACGCAGAAGGCAGUGGCGGGGAAAAUGAAGGAGAAAGUUCACGUAAUGGCCACGGGAGACGCGGGUGCGGUCUCCGGUCUCCUCGGUCAGAUCGAGCGACAGGGAAGAAAACAAAGACUCAUUCUCGCUCUCGUCAUUGCUGCAUGCGUCUGUCUUUCCCUCCUCUGGGUUAUGAGAGGCCAUGCGUCGGCUGUCGAUCCAGGUCCAGGGUGACAAGGCGAGAGUGAGUCUGCAAAGUGAGUUCGUGGAAGAGCGUUUCGUUCGUGGCAGAGCGUUUCGUUCGUGGGGUGCAGUCUCAGUGAGGUGGAUGCAGCGCGCGGAAACGCGAGGGACCUCUCUUUUGAAGAGCUUGUCUGUGUGAGUAAGCAUUUGUCUCUCCUCUCUGAAGCUCGAUGGGACGUUUCAUGAGUGGAAGGUGCACAAAACGCGGGAUGCCUCUGCAUCUGCUCGCCGUUCAACGCGCACAACCCUCUGCUGUUGCUGAAAAGUCACUCCUCUAGGUCGUCGUGCCUUGACCGGAACACAGACCUGACGUAGCUCUUUCUUCUUUUGUGCUGCUUGCUCACCUAAACGCACUCCAC